CAUUCGAGCCUCCUUUAUUAUUUCCUAAGUUUCAUUAUGCUGACUACCUAGUUUUGAAGUGAUUUCACUCGGCCGUAUGAAUAUACGAGAGAAACAACCUGUGAUACGCGCUUGAUCCAUGGAUGGAGAUGUACGGCCAACCGCAACUAAUACCAGGUGUCGUGCGUAAAGCGUCUGUUGCUUUGCCGACGACUCCUGCUUCCUGCAACGUAAACAAACCGAACAAAUCAUGGAAUCUGCAGCCAAGCAUCAUUCCCGGUUCCAUAAGACCGGUGGCCUGCAACACAUCUUUUAAUCAAAGUUCAACUAAUAGUGUACCUGCAGUCAGUACAGAUACAACGGCCUGUCCUGAUCAGCUUACGAACAAAGCUGUUGAGGAAAUCCUUCGGGAGACGCGGUUAGGAAAGUUGCGUGCAGAGGAAUAUGGGUCCACCGCUUGGCGUCCAUGCCCUUUGCGAAAAACAAACAAACGGUUUCUCAACCGCACGCUUGUAUCGAUGGUGAACCAUAAUGAUCGCGUAAAACAGAAAACAACGCAUCGAUCUCGCCUUAAGCUAAGCGAACUUGUACGGAAAGGGAAUGGGGAUGAGUGGAAACAUGCAAGUAAAUCUUCCAAAGCCAAGACACGCGAUAAGAGCAAGGGUACAGAUACCUCCAUGGCAAUAAUCAAUCUGAUCGAAGAUAGCGACUGACGAAAAGGAAAGGCUGCUCGUUUGUGUGACACAGCUACAUCAAGGUCCAAUUAAGCGAUUAGCCGAUAGUAUACAUCGAUUGGAUGCUGUUUUUGGUCUGAGGAAAGCACAAAAAUCUUAUCAAGACUGUAAAAAUUGGAGAACCUCAUGGGAGUCUAUUUGAAACCUUCCUUUUGACCGCUGAGACAAUUUGGUGUUGGUUGAAUGAGCGAUGGAAGGAUCUUUGGUCUGAAGUUCAAAAGAAAUUUAAAACAAUAUUUUGCACUAAACAAGUUUUAACAUUACCCAAGCUUUUGGGUUACAAGUGCAGCUUUUGGAACACACAGCGUAUAGGAUGGCGUUAGAAGAAUUGAUUACAUGCUGUCCUCUCUCAAUUCUACAAAUGUAUCCGAAAAAUGACGACGAUUUUAAGUAACUGGUGUUACAUUCUUCACGUCGUUGUCUGAACAUUCAUUCGAAGUCAGCUUUGUCCGGUUACUGCUGAAUGUGUAUCUAUAACUUGAUUUAAGUAUAUGUAAAUUAGUUCAUACAAACUAUCGAAGCUCUCUUACAGAAGCUCGGAUAUUAAAUUAAGGUGAUUUACAAUAUCAGUUCAAUGCAGCACUCAC
Messenger RNA from Anopheles moucheti, 1300 nucleotides. RefSeq lists its product as uncharacterized. The record is from RefSeq and is a predicted model, not a curated record. Lineage: Eukaryota; Metazoa; Arthropoda; Insecta; Diptera; Culicidae. The transcript has 2 exons. The coding region runs from base 123 to 692 and encodes 189 amino acids.